AUGGAGGACGCGGCGAGGCGGAAGCAUCAGCCGGGCGCCCACCCCGCGCGCCGCAAGACGGCGGCGGCGGUGGCGUCGCCGGCCCACCUCGUCGGCGCAAUCGUGGAGAAGGGCUUCUCCGCCGCCGCGCCCUCCUCCGCCCCGCGGCCCAGCGUCCUCCCCUUCCCGGUCGCCCGCCACCGCUCCCACGGCCCCCACUGGAGCCCGGCGAGGAAGGACGCCGGCAAGGAGAAGACGGAGGAGGCGGAGUACGGGAUGGACGUGGACGAGAUGGACUACCAGCCCGCGGCGGCGGUGGCCGGCCCGGUGAGGCGGAAGGAGAAGAAGGGCAUGGAUUUCAGCAGGUGGCGGGAGUUCCUCGCCGACGACGUGCCCCCCAAGCGGAGGCAGGGGAAGAAAGACAGCACGGAUAAAAUUGAUCCCGCGGCUGCGCCGCCUAAAACUGUAGGUGGUCAGGUGGGGGUGAGAGGGUUGGGGGAAGAUGCCAUGGAGCUGGAUGUCGGAAAUGGUAGGGAAGCAGCGUUGGGUGGGACGGGUUUGGUUUCGGAUGUGUUGCCGAAGAAGCCGAUGGAUGCAGGGGAUUCGUCGAUGUUGGGAAGUGGGGCUGGGGCUGCUGAAUUGCGAGGAGAGGGCGUGCAAUUGGAUGGUCGGGCGACAUCGAUUGAAGCGGAGAUUGAUGCAGAGAACAUGAAUAGGCUGGCGGGGAUGUCGGUAGAGGAGAUAGCAGAGGCGCAGGCAGAUAUUUUGACUAGGAUGGAUCCAGCUCUGGUGGAGGUAUUGAGGCGCCGGGGAAGGGAGAAGUCUGGUGGCAGGAAAGAUAUGGGGGAGGAUAAGAGCAGGAAAGAUGUGGGGAAGGAUAAGAGUAGGCAAACUCCAGGGCCGGUGAAAACCGCAAGGGCUAUUGCAGACGGACAUUUGACAGCUGGUGAGCAGAGUGCAUACUCUUGGAGGGCUUGGAGUGAGAGAGUGGAGCGGAUCAGGCUGUGUAGGUUUGCAUUGGAUGGAGAUAUUUUGGGAUUCCAAUCUUGCCAGGAGCAACAAGAUGGCAAGAAGACGCAUGCAGACAGCGUAGCUGAGCGUGACUUCCUACGGACAGAGGGAGAUCCUGCAGCUGUUGGCUACACCAUCAAUGAGGCUCUGGCACUUACCAGGAGCAUGGUUUCUGGGCAGCGUGUACUAGCACUGCAGCUUCUUGCUUCCAUUCUGACUAGGGCAUUGCACAAUCUGCACAAGAUGGAUCUAGCUGAUAAUGUGGAAGGAGCUAAUUAUGCUGACAAGGCUGAUGACUGGCAAGCAGUUUGGGCCUAUGUCCUUGGGCCCGAACCAGAGUUGGUUCUCUCUCUAAGGAUGGCAUUGGAUGAUAACUAUGAGUCUGUAGUUUUGACUUGUGCUAAAGUUAUCAAUGUUAUGCUGAGCUAUGACAUGAAUGAGAUAUAUUUUGAUUUUUCAGAGAAAGUAGUAAAUCAGGGAAAAGAUAUCUGCACAGCUCCUGUUUUUCGUAGCAAACCUGAUCUGGACGGAGGUUUUCUUGAAGGGGGGUUUUGGAAAUACAACACAAAACCAUCCAAUAUACUUACACCUUAUGGUGAAAACGAUGAGGAAGAAAUUGAUGAGAAACAUACCAUUCAAGAUGAUGUCAAUGUGUCUGCACAAGAUGUUGCUGCUGGUCUUAUUAGAAUGGGAAUCUUACCACGUAUCUGCUCCCUUUUAGAGAUGGACCCGCCUCCAGUUCUGAAAGACUAUCUUGUUUCAAUUCUUGUGGCAUUAGCAAGGCACUCUCCGCAAUCUGCUGAUGCUAUCUUGAAUUGUACAAAGCUUGUUCAAAAUGUUGUUAAGCUGCUGGACAAGCAAGGAUCAACGGAAAUUCACUCAUCAGAGAUCAAAGUGGUUACUUUGUUGAAGGUUUUGUCCAAAUACAACAGAAAAACAUGCUUGAAUUUUGUGAACAAUGGAGUUUUUCAGAAGGCCAUGUGGCACUGGUAUGUACCAGCUUAUACCCUCAAGGAUUGGAUAAAAUCUGGAGAGGAACAAUGCAAGCUGAGUUCAGCAAUGAUGAUCGAGCAACUGCGGCUGUGGAGAACCUGCAUUUCAUAUGGGUUUUGCAUAGCACACUUCACAGAUUUCUUUCCUAUUCUAUGCCUGUGGCUCAGCCCUCCAGCUUUUCAGAAUCUAAGUAAAAGCAAUGUUCUUUCUGAGUUUUGCUCAAUUGCAAGAGAGUCAUAUCUUGUAUUAGGAGCUCUGGCACAAAGGCUUCCGCUUCUUCAUUCAGUGGAGCAGUUGGGCAAGCAAAAUGUUGGUGUCCCUGACAGUUAUGCUGAGACAUGGUCUUGGAGUCAUGUUGUUCCAAUGGUGGAUUUGGCGCUUUCUUGGUUACAUCUGAAUGAUAUUCCCUGCAUGUUUUCACUCAUCAAUGGGCAGAGUGAGAAUACAACACAGGAAAGCUGCUUGGUUUUGUUAUUUUCUUCCGUACUAGGCAUGCUAAAUUCGAUAUUAGAAAGAAUAUCACCGGAUGGCACUUCUGAUGGUAAAAGUUACCACUUGCCUUGGAUACCAGACUUUGUCCCCAAAAUUGGCCUGGGCAUAAUUACUAAUGGGUUUUUCAGCUUCUCGUGUACGGAAGUUGUUGGACAUGAGGAGCAGCUGCAUUCUUGUGGUGUAUCAUUGAUGCACGAGCUCUGUCGUAUGAGAUCUCAGGGUAAUGUGGAUACGUCAUUAUCUUCCAUAAGUUGCCUUCAAAGUUUAGUGCUGCUAUGCUGUUCUGUCGACAGAGUAAUCCAGAGAGCAACAGCAAAUAGUUCCGAGCAUCUCAAAGAGUCUAAAACAGGGCUAGCUGGCAAGAUAUUAGGAGAAGGCAUUUCCAGUUUAUGGCAUAAUGACUUGUUGAACUUUCUAACUUCGCUGUUGCCAAUGAUUUCCUCACAGUGGUCCAUAUUAAAGAACAUAGAGAUGUUUGGUAGAGGAGGACUAGCUCCGGGUGUUGGGUUUGGCUGGGGGACGCGUGGGGGUGGGUUUUGGUCUCUGAAAUGCUUACUUGCACAACUGGAUUCACAGUUAGUCCUAGAGUUGAUAAAAAUCGUCUCUGCUGUGCCUCUUAUUACUUCCAGUAAAGGAGCAAACUCAGAUACCGUGGCUAAUCCAUUUGCCAAAGCUUCACAGAUAAUCAGUCCUGUCCUUGGUGUAUCUUUGAUUGCAGGACCUGGCCAGAUCUGUACUUUAGAAAGAGCCUUUGAUAUCAUUUUCCAACCUUCAGUUCUGAAAUAUCUCAAAUCUUCCAUACAUCGCCUGGCUUCUCAAAUGAAAUCACCAAAAACUUUUGAGUGGGAUAUAACCGAAGAUGAGUAUCUGCAUUUUAGCAGUGUGCUAAAUUCACAUUUCAGAUCCAGAUGGCUGGCCAUCAAGAAGAAGAAUCCAGACAAACAUGCAAGAAAUGACACAUGCAUCAAUAUGCCAAAAGUACCAGUGACACUGGAGACGAUUCAAGAGGACACGGAGUUAACAGAAGCUGUAAAUCCACCUUGCAGCACUCUAGUUCUAGAGUGGGCACACCAGAGACUGCCUCUUCCCGUGCAUUGGAUUCUAAGUUCAAUCUGCUGCAUUGAUGAUGCAAAAGGCACCCUGCCAUCACUAUCCAAAUAUGCUGUUGACGUUUCAAGAGCAGGUCUUAUCUUUCUAUUGGGUCUGGAAGCCGUUUCAGCUGCUCCAUCUCUUGAUAUUCCUUUGGUUUGGAAAAUUCAUGCACUUUCUGCCUCUGUCCGCACUAACAUGGACUUGCUUCAAGAAGAUAGAAGUAGGGAUAUUUUUGAGGCUUUGCAAGAAUUGUAUGGCCAUCAUCUGGACAUGUUGUGCCAGAAAUAUUAUAGAUCUCUCAAUGCCAGUAAUGAUGAGGCUGUACGAUCUGUGGCCACUGUUGAAGAAGCAAAAGUAACUAGUACUCCUGAAAUUCUCAGAUUCAAGGAGAAAAUUCAUGAGAGCUACACUACUUUUGUCGAGAGUGUCGUAGAUCAAUUCGCAGCUGUCUCGUAUGGAGAUGCUAUUUUUGGUCGGCAAGUGGCCAUCUAUUUGCAUACAAGUGUUGAAACGACGGUUCGGCUUGCAGCCUGGAAUGCACUGUCUAAUGCUUAUGUGCUUGAACUGUUGCCUGCCCUAGACAAAUGCAUUGGUGGCAUCAAAGGAUACUUGGAGCCUCUUGAGGAUGAUGAAAGAAUCUUGGAGGCUUAUGCCAAGUCAUGGACCUCUGGUAUCCUGGACAAAGCUGCUCAGAGGGGUUCUAUGUCUUUCACACUAGUGAAGCAUCACCUGUCUGGUUUUGUUUUCAAUCGCGGUGCUUCCAUCAAAUUGCGCAAUAAGAUGGUUAAGUCGCUUAUCCGGUGCUACGCCCAGAAGAAGCAUCACGAGGCUAUGCUCCAGAGUUUUGUUAUGGAAGGCAUUCCACAGGACUCACAAUACAGCGAUGAAGUUGGUCGAAGAUUUGAAAUCUUGAAGGAUGCUUGCGAGAUGAACUCUUCCCUCCUGGCCGAGGUUCAGAGACUGAAGGCAUCGAUCGAUGGAUAACUGUCAGGGCAUAUCUCUAGCAAGGUUGGAGUUAAGCACGGGAAGAAGACAGCACUCCGUUCGGCUUCACUUUGUUUUUUAGCUGGUUAGGAUAUAUUCUACUCACAAUAUAGCUGGUUUCCAAAGCUCGAAAACUUGGCACUGCGGCCAAAUCAGCUGGAAGAAGGAAAGGCCGUCUGUAACUGUAAAGAUCAAAGGUUUACACCAAGUGUGUGUGGCCAUGCUUGUAGGAACAAUCUGGACUAAAAAUAUUAACUGUCUUCACAGAAGAUCUGCUAGUGCUGGCCUGUGUGCUUUUCUCGCGUUUACUGUACGCAUGUUUCUUGAUUCGUUUCAUAAACAGCUACUAUCGAGCA
Messenger RNA from Lolium rigidum, 4907 nucleotides. Its product is annotated as transcriptional elongation regulator MINIYO. NCBI's taxonomy places the organism in Eukaryota, Viridiplantae, Streptophyta, Magnoliopsida, Poales, Poaceae. The record is from RefSeq and is a predicted model, not a curated record. The transcript is spliced from 11 exons. Bases 1 to 4551 code for a protein of 1516 amino acids.